AGCGCCUCCCGCGGGGCGGGGCAGUUGGUUCUGUGUCUACACAGCCUUCCUGCCCCGCCCUUCGCCGGCCCGGCCCGCCCCUCCUUCCUGGAGCCACAGCUGAGGCGGCGGUGGUAGCGGCGGCGGCCCGGCGGGGGGGCGGCGAGUGGCCCGCGCGACACGCGCCGGUCCGGACCUUAUGCGGUGACUCUCGCGGUGCAGGCGCCUCCUGCCCCGCCGGCGGGGUCUGGGUUUCCCGCGUCGGGAUGUUCUCCCGAAGGAGCCACGGGGAUGUGAAGAAGUCCACCCAGAAGGUGCUGGACCCGAAGAAGGACGUGCUGACCCGUCUAAAGCACCUGCGGGCGCUGCUGGAUAAUGUGGAUGCAAGCGAUCUUAAGCAGUUUUUUGAGACCAACUAUUCUCAGAUAUAUUUCAUCUUCUAUGAAAAUUUUAUAACACUGGAAAAUAGUUUGAAAUUAAAAGGGAAUAAUAAGUCACAAAGGGAGGAGCUGGACUCCAUCCUCUUUCUUUUUGAAAAAAUACUGCAGUUUCUACCUGAACGAAUUUUCUUUCGAUGGCAUUACCAGAGUAUAGGCUCAACUUUAAAGAAGCUUCUACACACUGGAAAUUCUAUUAAGAUAAGAUGUGAAGGGAUCAGGCUGUUUCUUCUGUGGCUUCAAGCACUUCAGACAAACUGUACAGAAGAGCAAGUGCUGAUUUUUGCUUGCCUCGUUCCUGGUUUCCCAGCGAUCAUGUCAUCCAGAGGGCCCUGUACGCUGGAGACACUCAUCAGUCCUAGCCCUAGUGGAGCUGAUGCAAAGAUAUAUCCAGAAGAAAUCACUCCACUCCUUCCAGCCGUAUCAGGGGAAAAGAUCGCUGAGGACCAAACAUGCUUUUUUCUUCAAAUACUAUUGAAAUAUAUGGUUAUUCAGGCUGCAAGUCUGGAGUGGAAGAAUAAGGAGAAUCAAGAUACUGGUUUUAAAUUUCUUUUUACAUUGUUUCGAAAGUAUUAUCUUCCUCAUUUAUUUCCAUCAUUUACUAAGUUAACAAACAUCUACAAACCUGUACUUGACAUCCCCCAUUUGAGACCAAAGCCAGUGUACAUUAGUACAACUCGAGACAAUGAAAACAUUUACAGUACAAAAAUUCCAUACAUGGCAGCUCGCGUUGUUUUUAUUAAGUGGAUUGUCACUUUCUUUUUGGAAAAAAAGUAUCUAACUACAACACAAAACACUAAAAAUGGAGUUGAUGUGUUCCCCAAAAUCAUACAGACUGUUGGUGGUGGUGUGGGGCAAGAGAGAGCACCAGAGCUGGAUGGUGGUGGGCCCGCAGAGCAGGACAGAAACCAUUCUAACAGCAGCACCUUGUCAGACCGAAGACUCAGCAACUCCAGCCUUUGUAGCAUUGAAGAAGAGCACCGCACAGUGUAUGAGAUGGUCCAGCGGAUUCUCCUGUCAACGCGAGGUUAUGUCAACUUUGUGAAUGAGGUCUUUCGCCAGGCAUUUUUGUUGCCUUCCUGUGACAUAGCUGUUACAAGGAAGGUAGUUCAAGUGUACCGAAAGUGGAUCCUCCAGGACAAACCUGUGUUUAUGGAAGAACCAGAUAAAAAGGACGUUGCCCAAGAAGAGGCUGAGAAAUUAGGAUUUUUAGAGACUGACAGCAAAGAGACCUCUUCGGAAAGUUCCCGUCAUAAGCGCUCUUCCAGUUGGGGACGAACAUACUCCUUCACGAGCGCGGUGAGCAGAGGCUGUGUGACAGAAGAGGAAAAUAAGAAUGUAAAAGCUGGGGCCCAGGCUAUGCUUCAGGUAUUUUUGACAAAUGCUGCAAAUGUCUUUUUGCUGGAACCAUGUGCUGAGGUUCCCAUGCUCUUGAAAGAACAAGUUGAUGCCUGUAAAGCUGUUUUGAUUAUUUUUAGGCGCAUGAUAAUGGAGCUUACAAUGAAUAAAAAGACAUGGGAACAGAUGUUGCAAAUACUACUCAGGAUAACAGAAGCUGUCAUGCAGAAGCCAAAGGAUAAACAAAUAAAGGACUUGUUUGCCCAGAGCUUGGCAGGGUUACUGUUUAGGACGCUCAUGGUGGCAUGGAUCCGGGCAAACCUCUGUGUAUACAUUUCUCGAGAGCUCUGGGAUGACUUUCUUGGUGUGCUGUCCUCCCUCACGGACUGGGAAGAGCUCAUAACCGAGUGGGCCAACAUCAUGGACUCCUUGACAGCAGUGCUUGCAAGAACUGUUUAUGGAGUUGAGAUGACAAACCUACCUCUGGACAAAUUAAGUGAACAAAAGGAAAAGAAGCAGCGAGGCAAAGGCUGUGUUCUGGAUUCUCAGAAAGUAACCACUGUAGGAAGAUCAUUUUCUCUCAGCUGGCGGAGCCAUCCAGAUGUGACUGAGCCAAUGCGAUCUAGGAGUGCCACCACAUCUGGGGCACCAGGAGUUGAGAAGGCAAGAAAUAUUGUUCGCCAAAAAGCAACUGAAGUUGAAGAAUGUCAGCAGUCAGAAAAUGUACCUGCCGUUGAGCCUGGCUGCUUGGGGCCAGAGCAGCACAUCAUUCGAAGCAGCAGCACACCUGACGUCACGGAGCCGCUGCGCCCAGAUUCCUCUCAGGGUCAAAAGGUAGAAAAUAUACAGACUUUGAGUUCUUCAGAACCCAAGACUAUUCAAGAAAAUAAAGGAUAUGUGAAGAAAGAACAUGAAGGAGUAACAAUCUCAGUUAGAAGAAGCAGCAGCCCCGCUGAAUUGGAUUUAAAAGAUGAUUUGCAGCAGACACAAGGAAAAUGUAAGGAAAGACAGAAGAGUGAAAGUGUCAGCAGUGACACAGCUCUGGGCUAUAACAAUGAAGCAGAGCUGUCCAUGAGCCCAUGGCCAACCUGUGAGGAAGACCCGGAACUGAGCACUACCACAGAUGUUGUGACUGACUCCGAUGCCCGCCAUUGGUUACAACUGAGUCCCACCGAUGCUUCGAACUUAACAGAUAGCAGCGAGUGCCUUGCCGAUGACUGCAGUAUAAUUGCUGGAGGGAACCUCACCGGCUGGCACCCGGACUCUGCCGCUGUGUUAUGGCGAAGAGUCUUGGGGAUCCUCGGGGAUGUGAAUAAUAUCCAGUCACCCAAGAUUCAUGCCAAAGUUUUUGGUCAUCUAUAUGAGCUCUGGUACAAGCUAGCGAAGAUACGGGAUAAUCUGGCAGUGAGCCUGGAUAACCAGUCUUCUCCGUCCCCGCCAGUCCUGAUCCCACCGCUCCGAAUGUUUGCAUCAUGGCUAUUUAAGGCGACGACAUUGCCAAAUGAAUAUAAGGAAGGCAAACUACAAGCCUACAGACUGAUCUGUGCCAUGAUGACCAGACGCCAGGACGUUCUGCCAAACAGGGACUUCCUGGUGCAUUUUUACCUGGUGAUGCACCUGGGAUUAACCAGCGAGGAUCAGGAUAUCUUAAAUACCAUUAUAAGGCACUGUCCACCCCGUGUCUUCUCCCUGGGUUUGCCUGGCUUCUCCAUGCUGGUGGGGGACUUCAUCACAGCCGCUGCCAGGGUCCUCAGUACAGACACACCGGCGGCACCUCAUUCAGAAGCUCUCACCAUUCUUGGUUCUCUUGUCUGCUUUCCAAAUACCUACCGGGAGAUCCCUUUGCUGCAGUCUGUGCCGGAAGUCAGUGAAGUCAUCACAGGAUCUGAAGACGUCAAGCAUUACCUCAUAAAUAUUUUACUGAAGAAUGCCACAGAGGAACCAAAUGAAUGUGCAAGAUGCAUCGCCAUUUGCUCCCUGGGGGUCUGGAUAUGUGAAGAGCUUGCCCAGUGUACGAGCCAUCCCCAGCUGAAAGAGGCCAUCAAUGUGAUAGGCGUCACUUUGAAGUUUCCUAACAAAGUUGUGGCUCAGGUGGCCUGUGAUGUUCUUCAGUUGCUGGUUUCCUACUGGGAAAAGCUUCAGAUGUUUGAAACCUCUCUGCCCCAGAAAAUUGCAGAAAUCCUUGUGGCCACAAUUGCUUUUCUUUUACCAAGUGCAGAGUACUCCUCAGUGGAAACAGAUAAGAAGUUUAUUGUAUCCUUGCUACUCUGCCUCUUGGACUGGUGCAUGGCAUUGCCCGUGAACACCCUUCUCCACCCAGUGUCCACAGUAGCACUGGAGGAGCAGCACCCGUCCAGAGCCCCUUUGCUGGAUUAUAUCUAUAGGGUUCUGCACUGCUGUGUAUGUGGCUCAAGCACAUACACUCAGCAGAGUCACUAUACACUGACCCUGGCCGACCUGUCCUCCCCGGAUUAUGACCCCUUCCUGCCACUGGCAAAUGUGAAGAGUUCAGAGCCAGUCCAAUGUCAUUCAUCAGCAGAUUUGGGCAACCUGCUCACAGUGGAAGAGGAGAGGAAGAGGAGGAAUUUGGAGCUGAUCCCUCUGACAGCCCGCAUGGUGAUGGCCCACCUGGUGAACCACCUGGGGCACUUCCCGCUACGUGGGGGGCCUGCAGUGCUGCACAGCCUGGUCAGCGAGAACCAUGACAAUGCACACGCCGAGGCUCCCGAGCUGUCCUCUGAGGUGUUCCGGAGCCCAAACCUGCAGCUUUUUGUGCUGAAUGACAGCACCCUCAUCUCCUACCUUCAGACACCUGCAGAAGAGCCAGCAAGUGGCUCGCCAGGGGGCACGCUGUCUGAUGUCAGAGUAAUUGUGCGGGAUAUCUCAGGGAAGUAUUCUUGGGAUGGAAAGGUUUUAUAUGGACCUUUGGAAGGCUCCUUAGCACCCAGCAGCAGAAAUCCUGCAUUUCUGAUUUCUGGCUGGCAUCCUCAAGCUUUGGGAGCUCAGAAAGAAUUUUUUCAAACUGAGGAAGGAGAAGAUGUCCUUGACAAAUUACUUGAAAACAUUGGCCACACGAGUCCUGAAUGCCUUCUUCCAUCACAGCUAAAUCUAAAUGAGCCUUCCCCACCCCCACGAGGAAUGACCCGUGACCAAGAGAAGGAAAUCACUGAGGUCAUUUUGCGCCAGAGUGCCCAAGAAGAUGACUACAUCCAGAGGUGUAACUCUGACUCAGCCAUGAAAGUCACCAGCCAGGAACAGCCCUCACCAGUGGAGCCACGAGGACCCUUUUAUUUCUGCAGGCUGUUGCUCGAUGACUUGGGGAUGAAUUCUUGGGACAGAAGAAAGAAUUUUCAUCUGUUGAAGAAAAAUUCCAAACUACUGAGAGAGCUAAAAAAUCUGGACUCCCGUCAAUGCCGUGAAACACACAAAAUUGCAGUGUUUUACAUUGCUGAAGGUCAAGAAGACAAGUGUUCAAUCCUCUCCAACGAAAGAGGAAGCCAAGCAUAUGAAGAUUUUGUUGCCGGACUUGGAUGGGAGGUGGAUCUCUCAACCCACUGCGGGUUCAUGGGUGGACUUCAGCGCAAUGGGAGCACAGGGCAGACUGCCCCUUACUAUGCUACCUCGACUGUGGAAGUGAUUUUCCAUGUUUCAACUCGGAUGCCAUCAGACUCAGAUGAUUCACUCACCAAAAAGCUUCGUCACUUGGGGAAUGACGAGGUCCACAUCGUCUGGUCUGAACACUCCAGGGACUACCGCAGGGGCAUUAUCCCGACUGCCUUUGGAGACGUUUCAAUCAUUAUUUACCCAGUGAAGAAUCACAUGUUCUUUAUCGCGAUCACGAAGAAACCCGAGGUUCCGUUUUUUGGGCCUCUGUUUGAUGGAGCCAUAGUGAGUGGAAAGCUACUGCCAAGCCUUAUAUGUGCCACGUGUAUCAAUGCCAGCAGGGCCGUGAAGUGCCUCAUCCCACUCUACCAAAGCUUCUACGAAGAACGAGCUCUGUACCUCGAAGCAAUAAUUCAGAACCACCAAGAAGUAAUGACGUUUGAGGACUUCGCGGCACAAGUCUUUUCUCCCUCGCCCAGCCCCUCCCUCGGCGGAACGGGGCCCUGGCCACCAGCCUGAGUGCCUACCUCAUGGCACCUUUUGGCAAGGAGGAGCUGAAUGAGACUUCCCUCCUCCCCCACCCCGGACCCCCAAACCAGAGACUCCAGGAAACAUCACUGCUCUGCUAGGGCCCUCUACACAUCUUCCCAUUAAUGGACUUCUGAAGUUGAAGGUGAACCCACCGAAAUGUUGAAGGGCGGACUUUCCCACUCGGCUGUGCUGUCUUACCCUAGAACCUCACGAAACUUGGUCUUCCAAAGAAGAAAAAGGGAAAGUCACCAACAGCCAGAGACAAGCCCAUGCUUGUGGGCAUAGGUGUGGCUGCUCCCAGGCAGGGACAGCAGGAGAAGAUGCUGGGCGUUCGGGGAAGGGGUGGGGGGCAGCUGGUUUCUGUACUCCCAAAUCGUUCCCUCUCAUUUAUAAACCCAAGUAUGAUUCACAGAAGGACCAGCAAAAUAGCUGUCAAACUGAGGAAUUUUCUCAGCAUUGAUUUCACUAGUUCUUAUGUUAGGUUUUAUGGUUUACUCAAAAAUUUCAUCAUCAUGAAAAUUAGCUUUCCCUAGGGUCUUUUGCCCACAGGAAAAGUUGUAUCUGAGUCGCUGAGUGUUUUCCACCUGGUGCCUGAUGCCCACUAACCAGGGAGAGGUUUUCUCAACUGUCCUCCUGGAGGCCCUCAGAUGACUCUAGAAACAGGGUCCUGUUCCUGUGAAAGCCCCUUACAGUCAGGAAGCUUCCAGGGCCCAGCUCAGAAGAGCAUCACGUUGAUACACAGGCAUGCCCCCAUGCAGGCGCUUGACUGAGAUGCCCCCUCUCCCCCCAACACACACAAUGUCUAUCAGCCUCCGGGAGCUUCACCCUGCAGUUGUGCUCGCCUGCCCACUGCUGAGAGAGGGCUAUGGCACAAUGGGUACUUUCUGCACAUUUGGUUCCAAGGAAGGCACAUUGGGCCUGUUUAAGAAAAGAAAGGAAUGAAAAGCCCCACCUUCUAUCUGCGAUUCCCCAGCAUCCCUGCUGGGAGUUUGAGGGUGUCAGCGACAGAAAAAUCAGUCCGUUUGGACGACCUGUUUGGCCCUCUGCUGCUCACCUAGGCCUGCAGCCUCUCUCCAGAGUAAGUCUGGGACUCAGAACGGGGACACAGCAGCCACAGAGGCCCAGAGAAAGAUCAGCCAUAUGAGGGUGCUUCCCCGCCUCCCUUGACUGUGUGCCUGUCUGUUCUUGUGCCCACUUGUGUGUUACCCCCAGUGGCUGUGGUCACCUUCCUGGGGAGUUCUCUGCACCCCCUCUUUCCACAGAGUGGCCAUUUUCACUAAACAAUCAGUUCUCUCCACCAGCAAUUGGCACGGUUUGGCUGGUACCCGACUCUUGCAGGAGAAACAAGCAGGCCCAGGAGUCAGACUUGCUUCUGGGACAAUGAGGAAGGAUUGAGAAAUUCCACUCAAAGGAUAGGCUUUCUAAUUCUAGAGAGAAUUUGUUUUCCGGCUUUGUAGAAGACCUCAGGUAGGGCGUGAGGUCCAGGCCUACAGAUGGACGCAGCGUGGACAUCACCGGAAUCUGAAAGAAACAAAAAUAAGCCUCAGUCACUUGGGGCUGUUCUGUAAACAGGUCCAGUUGGUUCACUCACUCUGGGCUUAAUGGCACUAUUAAGGGUGACUGGAAGUCAUGGCGUUGUCUGCUGUGUGGGCAAAUGCCACGAUUCUUAUCCUUCCCACUCCUGCCCCACCCCCCACACCUGUGUAAUGAUUUGGGCUUUCUGGUCGGCAUGGCUUGUCCCCGAUCACCCAGACUCAAGACUUGUGCUGAGCUGCUUCACUGGAUACUUACCGAGUGCCCAGACCUCACGCCUGCUAGGAAGAGCAUCCCAUGUUCCUGGGCUCCAGAGUCCCAGUUGGGCUCUGACAGCAAGUAGUUUCUGGGAGAACAUUUCAUUUCCAGGACCUAGAAACCCCCUGUUGGAGAAUUCUCGGAUUUAGUUGAAGAGUCAGGACUUAGAAGUCACAUUGAACUCCGGUAGACUUCUGCUCCAGGCUUCCAUCUUACCUCCUGGAAUCAGUCCUCCUAACCUGCAAGUGGGAAAUUCAGUUGUAGGCAGCAAAUAACCAGACUUCUUGUAAUCCAUACUGAUUUUAACAUCCCUGUUAUCCAAGAUUCCAGCCAGCCGUUUGGGGGUUAGAGCUUCAUCUGAACCCACUGUUGUCAGCAGCAGCCUUGGUUUGGAAUGGGGACCGGGGAAUCUAGCAACCGGGUUUGCUUACAAUCACAUGAACUUGAAUCACUUUUGUUAUUUGGGGUGGAAAAUUGAAAUGAUCAAGUUCUUUUUCUUUUCACUUAGAAAAGCAAAUAUUGUGCUUUUGUAAUAAAUGCCUUUCAGCAAAAUUGUGGAGGGUCACUCAUCUGGCGGGAACCUACCUGAGUCACAGCGCUGACUCGUCACAUUAGCAGGUCAACCAUCUGUGCGUGAAAGUGGCCCUAAUCGGCCCCAAAUGGAUAAGAUUUGCUGGCUUCCAGGCAGGGCCAGGCCAGUCCCCUCCCUUCUCUGCACACUAAUUUCCGUCCAAAGCAAAGCUGAUGUUCCACAGUCUCACUGAGGUUUUUGUACUUAAAAACAAUAGAUGACUUUUUAAAAAUAGUAAAAUCUUAAGUAGACCGUAGUGAGGAAAUCUAGCUUGGGUAAGUGACUGCCACAGUGUCCUCAUGCAGUGAAGCCUGCAGCUGCUAAGAGCCACGGGGAGGGAGGGAACUUAAGCCUUGACUCCACAAGAGGGGCUGACUGAUCGGACCCUCAGCCUUACAAACAAGAGAUCAAGCGGAUCCGUAGACAAUGCAAAUCACGUCCUCCUUAUCUUCCUCCAGUGUGGCAACCUGCACUUCACUUCCUGUUACAUUUGUAUCAUCUGGAGGUUUGAGGGAUCCUUUAAAACUUACUUUGAUGUCUUACAUGUAAGUGCGUUAUGUCUAUAUCUACUGAGGGAAAAUGUCCGCAUCGAGAGGGAGAUUCACCAUGAGGUAACCAUCGUUCCAGGUGUGCUCAGUGUCUGUGUAUGACAUACACACGAAGUGAAUGUUUUCCUAUGGUUUCAGGUCUACAACAUUUAGUACAUGUAAACAAGAAAAAAAUGAUAAAUAUAGUAAAUUAAGUUAUAGUAUGUCAUUUGAUUUUUAUUUUGCUAUCUCAUAUUUAAUUUGCCCAAUGCCCCACAUCUGGGUUUAUGUCUAGGUGGUACAGACCCCUACCUACAACCCACCUUUGCAGAUACCUGUGUGCCACACCCGGAAAGGCACACAGCUCCACUGAUGACCACCACUCAACUCUCCGGUUUACACUCUUUUUGUCUUUAAUUCUGAUUUACUGUGAUGAUUUAAUAAAGUAGAAACAGCACUUAUGUGCCAUAUGUUUCUUUUGUUUUCAUUAUCGUUUCUAGGAAAAUAAAGUUUAUCCUGGCAUCUAACUUAA
Molecule: messenger RNA, 9309 nt
Organism: Suricata suricatta (meerkat)
Lineage: Eukaryota; Metazoa; Chordata; Mammalia; Carnivora; Herpestidae
Gene: RALGAPA2
Product: Ral GTPase activating protein catalytic alpha subunit 2
Exons: 39
Coding region: 246-5876 (1876 amino acids)
Biological process (GO): positive regulation of GTPase activity; regulation of small GTPase mediated signal transduction
Cellular component (GO): nucleus; cytoplasm
Molecular function (GO): GTPase activator activity
Source: RefSeq, a predicted model, not a curated record